Molecule: messenger RNA, 1014 nt
Organism: Cryptococcus amylolentus CBS 6039
Lineage: Eukaryota; Fungi; Basidiomycota; Tremellomycetes; Tremellales; Cryptococcaceae
Exons: 6
Coding region: 163-828 (221 amino acids)
Source: RefSeq, a predicted model, not a curated record
GCUGCAUCUCCUGGAUCUCCUAUUUGUUACCACUUAUUCCUCUUCUUCUCCUCGGAGUAAUAACACUCGCUUCAUCGUUGCUCAACCCUAGACGCUCUUUACCUGCACGCACAACCCUGCCCUAAUAUCAUCACCAAACAACACCACACGUACAACGACGAUAUGUCUGCCUUCACCCUCUUCAUCGCUGCUUUGCCCCUCCUCGCAACCCUCGGCCGUGCCACUUCUCUGCCCGCAUGGGAAGGGUGUCUUUCCAUCGACACCCCGCCGUCUGAUGCUACUCCAAUCCCAGCUGUCUCAGCUGUCAACUGUGCCACACAAUGCUGGAAUCACAUCGAUAACUCACACUACGCAUACUGGGACCGGUCGGCUGAGGAUCAAUGCCUCUGCUCGGCUUCCGGACCGAACAUGAAGAACUUCGAGAUGAUCAACGCCGACCAGGCGUUUGGUACUUGUGCAGAGGGCAUUGCAGUGUAUGCUCGACCUGUCGCAACCUUCAAGGCACACAAUGAGAAGAAGAGGGAAGACAAGAUGGACAGGUUGAGGAAGGCCAGGGCGACCGUCGAGAGCCUCUGUCCCGAGCCUUUGCUGGCUUGCGCGGUAGCUGGCGACUCGUCUUCCUACGAGUGCGUCGACCCCAACUUUGACCUUAACUCUUGUGGCGGCUGUAUCAACGGCGCUUUCAGCUCUAGCAAGCGAUCUUCUUCUGCCGUCGACUGUUCCACCCUCACUGGCGUCACCUCCAACGCCUGUGUUUGGGGGCAGUGCAAGGCCUUCAGGUGCGAGAGCGGCUAUACUCUCAAGUCUGGCUCUUGUGUGAAGAACUAGUUUGAGCGAAGGAAAGUUUUCUUGAGGAUAUUCUUGCGGCAUCAUUUUAUUACACGGGCUUGUCAACGGACUUUAUAAAUAUCAUCUCAUCACUUUUUGUUUUGAUCCUACAUCGUUUUCAUGUUUUGCAUUAUUUUAUGUACACCUUACUGAACAUCGUGAUAUCUCCACCGCGCUCUACGCCGU